Messenger RNA from Mycena citricolor, 328 nucleotides. The record is from the annotation of a GenBank genome assembly. Lineage: Eukaryota; Fungi; Basidiomycota; Agaricomycetes; Agaricales; Mycenaceae.
AACCUCUUGGCGUCGCCCACCAGCCUCGUCACGCGCGACGCAUUCGUGUGGUGCAGCACAGGCAACGAGACCUCUCCGGCAGCGUCGUCUUGCAGAUCGACGGUCAAUCGCCACUGGGCCACGCGCGUCUUUGAGAGCCCGGUUGGCGGGGGCAUGGGUUGGCGGCGGUCGGAGACUCGUCGCGUCGCGCGAGUCACACUAACACGUGAGCGUGCGUCACACAUUUCUACUUUCACCCGGCCCAGCUGGACAUUCGAGACGGCGGUCGCAGUGGACAAGGCGUUUGGAGACAUACAGGCCAGCAGGCAGCUUGUGAUUUGAAGUCGCG